AUGAGGACAGCAUCGGUUUUGGUGGCGGCCUUGGUGGCGGCCUCGUCGGCAGCUGCCGAAGUCGCGACAAAGCCCAGGAUCUACUUCCCGCGACACGUGAAGAGGCAGUUUGGGAAUUCGACAUCAUCCAGCACGCUUGACCCCGAGCUGAGCGGGUCAACCGCUCUGACGGAGAGCGUGAGGACAACAGUUGUGAUUACUUCGGUUCCUGUCGCCACUGUCACCAUCACACCGACAUCGACUUCGACCCCAGAUCCCCUCGAUGAUGAAGAGGAGGAGGAGGAGGAGGAGGAGCCUAUCGUCAUUGUGCCCAGUGGUAUUGUCACCAGCAGCACGUCCACCUCUGUUAGCGCGUCAGAGUCUUCGUCGGAAUCUGUGACUGAGUCUGCGACGGAUUCGGCCACAGUUGCGUCGUCAACUCCGGUGGAUGAGGAGACCACCACCUCUACGCCGACUGAGGAGGAACCUACAGUGACUCCGACUGCGUCCGCGACAAGCUCGCAGACUGACCCCGAAGAGACGGAGACCGCCAGCGAGGAGCCUGAGGAGACCCCUACGCCGACUCCUACUCCCAGCGUUGGGCCGACCGCUCCCUUCAGCAGCAGCAGCAGCAGCGUCGAUCCCGAGCCCACCGCGUCGUCUACUGACGAACCGGAGCCUCCGGUCACAACCAGCUCUGAGCCCGAACGCCCGGUGACAACCAGCAGCACUGAACCUGAGCCCCCGGUCACCACCAGCACUGAACCUGAGCCCCCGGUCACCACCAGCACCGAGCCUGAGCCUCCAGUGACCACCAGCAGCACCGAACCAGAGCCUCCAAUCACUACCACCGAGCCCGAGCCACCCGUUACUACCAGCACCGACCCCGAGCUUCCGAUUAUCACCACCAACAGCACCUUGCCGGAGCCACCAAUCACGACCAGCACCUUACCUGAGCCUCCGAUCAGCACCGAUGUCGACCUACCGAUCAUCACUACCAACAGCACUUUGCCGGAACCCCCCACCACGACAACUGGUCUCGAUCCCGGCCCUACCGACCCAGUAACAGAUGAUCCUACUACUUCCGUCACGGAUCCGGUGACGGAUGGACCUUCCUCUGUCACCACCACCGAUGGUCCAGUUAUCACCCCGGACCCCGUGACAGACAACAGCACGACUACGGAACCGCCCAUCACUGAUCCACCGCCGUCAGAUACCACUACUGCGCCCACGACUAUCCCAACUGACGACCCGGGCUCUAUCAGCACCCCGGGAUUCGGCAACACCACAAGCUCGAUCACGGAGCCAACAGGUGGCUCUUCGGAGCCUGUCACCGAGCCAACAACUGUGAUUGAUACCACCUCUGUGCCAACUGGAAUCGUCUCCACCCCGGGCGCCAGCAACAUCACCUCGAUCCCCAUUACCAGCGAGCCUGCUAGCGAACCUGCAACACCCGGCCCUACCACGGUUCCAUCGACUAGCGAGCGUGUUACCAGCAUCGGCGUCAUUGGAAGCACCACCCAGUCGGCACCAUGGCUUCCCACUACCAUUAUUGUAGCCCCGACACCCUCGACGACUGCAUCAGGCGCCAUUCCCACGACUGCUAGCGGCAUCCCCACCACCUUCCCCAAGGCUAUCCAGCCCGAAAAUGGGAACGAUGUGGUGCCGCAAGACACCGACUUGAUCCAGAUUGGCUUCCGUGAGGGAUACAACUACCCCUUCCUGGUCAGCGAGAACAAGGCUGCGGCGCAGAUCUUCAAGUAUCUCCCCAAAGCGCUGGCCGAGGCUGGACAGUUUGACAUGUCAAAGGUCCAGGUUAAGAGACUGGUGCCUUUGGACACCCAGAGCUCGCUGGGCUACAUCACCGCCUGCGCUAUUGUCACGUACCCGAGGUCCAUGAUCGAUGCCUUGUCUGCUGACAUCAAGUCCCCCAACGCUCCGCUGUACAGAAACCCCGACAUCCUCGUCUACAACCUCACCAUGCAGAUCAACCCAGCCAUCCCCAUCGAGUACGGCUCCGUCUACGAAGGUGAGGGGAUCGGUGGUGUCCCCGGCGGUGGCGUCCCAGGCGGCGGCGGCAGCGGCGGCGACCCCUUCGGCACGGGCGGCGACACCAACAACCCGACAGGAUCCCAGCGCGGAACCACCGCCGCUAUUGCCGGCGGUGCCGUCGCUGUGGCGGCCGCGUACGGUGUUGUCAUGUUUGUCAUUGCCCGUCGGUACAAGCGCAAGAAGCAGCUUCACCGCCGCGCCAGCUCCAUCAGCAACCCAUCCGACAUGCGGGAGUCGCCCCGCGGCGGCAGCCCUGCGCUCAUGGGUGGGGCUCUCUUGAGCAGGGACUUUACCGGGUAUGGUGCUGUGGUUGCGGGAGGCUCGGGGUCCGGGUCGACGGGGCAGCCGGGUGGUCGGGAUAGCCACGGUAGCGGGCGGAGCGGCGCGGGCAACUCGGGACGUUUCAUCUCUGCUCCUGUCGCGGCUGAGAACUCGCUUGGGUGGAACUGA
This is a messenger RNA of Podospora pseudopauciseta, 2481 nucleotides long. It is a transcript of the gene MSB2, whose product is annotated as multicopy suppressor of a budding defect. Gene Ontology annotation, biological process: osmosensory signaling pathway via Sho1 osmosensor; establishment of cell polarity; fungal-type cell wall organization. The transcript has a single exon. Bases 1 to 2481 code for a protein of 826 amino acids. Gene Ontology annotation, molecular function: osmosensor activity. Gene Ontology annotation, cellular component: cell surface; extracellular region; site of polarized growth. Lineage: Eukaryota; Fungi; Ascomycota; Sordariomycetes; Sordariales; Podosporaceae. The record is from RefSeq and is a predicted model, not a curated record.